AUGGAGAAAAAAAUAGAACCUAUUAACAUCGCCUUGAACUCAUCAUUAAGUCAACAAAUUCUAGAAAAUCGUUUAAGGUUAGCGCCCAUAAUAGAAACUAUAAUUUUUUGCGGCCGACAAGGUCUUGCACUUAGGGGGCACAGGGAUUUCGGAAAUUUUCAGUUGGAGGAUCCUGACGAAAAUGAUGGAAAUUUUCGAGCUCUUUUGAGAUACAAAGCCAUGGGUGGAGACGAAACACUUAAACAUCAUCUAGAAAAUUCUUCAAAAAAUGCAAGAUACUUAAGUCCCACCAUUCAGAAUGAAGUGAUAAAUGUGUGCAAUAAAUUAAUUGUUCAAAAGAUUGUUGCGAAAAUUACUUCUGUUAAAUUGUUUUCUGUCUUAGCCGAUGAAACUAGUGAUAUAGCUGGUAUGGAGCAAUUUUCGUUGUGUGUUCGCUACUAUGAUAACGACAUAAAGAAAAUAAGGGAGGAUUUCCUACAGUGUGUAGGUGUAACUGAUCUAACAGGCAAAGGACUUGCAAAUGUUUUAAUGGACACUCUAGCAAAUUUACACAUAGACGGUAAUUUUAUGAUAGGUCAAGGAUAUGAUGGAGCCGCUGCAAUGAGUGGUCGACUUCAUGGGGCGCAACAAUAUGUUGCUGAGAAAUUUGAUUUGGCUAUUUACGUGCAUUGCGCAUCUCACAGUCUAAACCUAGCACUUUCUGAUGCCUGCGAACUACCAGCUGUGAGAAACUGUAUGGGAAUCCUUAAUAGUACAUACACAUUUUUUAACACACCAAAACGACAAUCUUUGCUUGCAAAUUCAAUAGAGAAAUUAACACCUAAAGCAUCAGCAUCUCGACUUAAACGAUUGUGCGCAACCAGAUGGAUUGAGCGUCAUGAGUCUGUCAACGUUUUUAUACAGCUUCAAAAAGCAACUGUUGAUGCACUGGAAAUUAUGUCAUCCUGGCACGAUACAACAACUUCUUCAACAGCGGUUCAACUUUUAGGAGCAAUUAGGAGUCUUGAGUUUCAAGUUUCUCUUAGAGUUAUCUCAAAAAUCUUUGCAAUAACACUUCCUGUCAGCAGAAUACUCCAAACAGAAAACUUUGAUCUAUCUGCGGCUCUAAAAUUUACAGAAGAUUCAAGUAGCCUACUAGUGAAUAUGCGGAAGGUUGCUGAAUCAGAAUUUACUACCGUAUUUAAUGAAGUCAAAGACAUUUGUGAGGACUUCGACAUAGAUAUACUUAUUCCACGUCGAGCUGGAAAACAAAUUCAACGCUGCAAUGUUAUGGCAAAUACGCCUGAAGAGUAUUACAGAAUAGCUGUAUUUAUUCCUUUCCUUGAUUCGGUUAUAUGUCAAAUAGGAGACAGAUUGUUAAAACAUAAAUCUGUUUUGAGAGGUUUUAUGUGUCUUUUACCCAAUGACUCGGGUUUUACCAAAGAACAGGAAAAGAAUGCCAUAAUACUUAUGCAAAAAUAUGAACGUUUGAUUAACAGCAGUGUCAUCGAUGAAAGCAUUGGAGAACUGAAACUGUGGUGGCGCCACAUUAUUACAAGUGGAAAUAUACAGCCAAGUCACCAACAAUCUCAACCAAAAUAUCAGAUGAAGAUGGACCAUCACCAAGACCAACGGCCACCACAUUAUUUAUGGCCACAUAAUCCACAGUCUAAUCAGCCCGCACCAGAUCCUGCGACCCACACCUUCAUUGUAGCAGAUCUGAACAACACUAAAACACAACAUGGACCCAACACACUUGAGCUAUCCAUGUACAAGAAAGAUACU
Molecule: messenger RNA, 1764 nt
Organism: Physella acuta
Lineage: Eukaryota; Metazoa; Mollusca; Gastropoda; Physidae
Product: 52 kDa repressor of the inhibitor of the protein kinase-like
Source: RefSeq, a predicted model, not a curated record